Sorghum bicolor (sorghum) is the source of this 1473-nucleotide messenger RNA. Its product is annotated as putative F-box/LRR-repeat protein 23. The record is from RefSeq and is a predicted model, not a curated record. Bases 66 to 1100 code for a protein of 344 amino acids. The transcript is spliced from 2 exons. NCBI's taxonomy places the organism in Eukaryota, Viridiplantae, Streptophyta, Magnoliopsida, Poales, Poaceae. Gene Ontology annotation, molecular function: protein binding.
CAUUUCAUUUCCACAAUCCCGCGCUUCCCACUCCGAAACCCUAACCGUCCCCAUCGCCACCGCCGAUGCCCUCGUCCUCUCGCCGCCGUCACGGGCGCGGGCGCGGCCGGGGCCGUAGGAGCGGCAGCAAGAAGAGGAACUGGGCUGACCUGCCGCUGGACGCGAUCUCGGCCGUGCUCCGCAAGCUCGACCACGUCGAGAUCCUGAUGGGCGCCGGCCAGGCGUGCCGCUCCUGGCGCCGCGCCGCGCGGGACGACCCCUCGCUGUGGCGCCGCAUCGACAUGUGCGGCCACGCCGACCUCUUCAACCAGGUCGAUCUCCAUGGGAUGGCGCAGGCCGCCGUGCGCCGCGCCAAGGGCCAGUGCGAGGCCUUUUGGGGCGAGUACGCCGGAGACGACGCCUUCCUCCUCUUCCUUGGGGAGCAGGCACCAUCACUGAAGAGUCUUCGCCUGAUCUCUUGCUAUGAUGUCUCGAAUGAAGGGUUUGCAGAGGCAAUAAAGAAGCUCCCUUUGCUUGAAGAGCUUGAGCUUUCACUUUCAAAAAAUGUAUUUGGGCAGGAAGUGUUCGAGACUGUUGGCAAGUCUUGUCCACACCUCAAACGCUUCAGGCUCAGCGAACACAGGUUCUACAGUUUUGAAGAUGUUGACUACAACAAGAAUGGCGAAGCCCUGGGCAUAGCAACAAUGACUGAGCUACGUUCCCUGCAGAUCUUUGGCAAUAACCUCACCAAUGAAGGGCUUACAGCCAUCCUGGACAACUGCUGUCAUCUGGAGUCCCUGGACAUUCGCCAUUGCUUCAACGUCGAAAUGGACAACACUCUCCGAGCAAAGUGUGCUGGUAUCAAGACACUAAGGCUUCCCAAUGACUCAACUGAUGACUAUGAAUUCAUAGUUUCGAAUCCUGCUUGGGCCAAUGACUCCCAGACCCAGAGUGAGGAUGACUUCGAUGGUGACAUGGGGUAUGAUGAUUACUACGACCUGGACACUGAGCUCGGUUCUGAUGAUGAUAUCUAUGAUCCUUCCAACUACAUUGAUGGUAUAGAUGAAGAUGAUGAAGAAGCUAGGAUGAUCCUCAAGGGUUUGUGGGCGCUGAUGAAAUGAAAUAUAUAUUUAUAGAUGCUGUGACGGAAGUGCCCAGAAGAAUGUUUCUAUUGCUCAAGCUCCUGUAAAUUUGUGUUCACUGGGCAUGAUCCAUCCUUCAGUGCCGUUGGUGGUGGAAUGCAUCAAUGUGCUGGGUUAUGUAUCACCUUUCGCUCAAAGGUUGGUAGCUAGUCUAUCGAAGUUAUGCUUUCUCUUGCUAUUGUGUUCAUUUGUUAUGUGACCUCUUGUGAACGCCGUAUAGGGUCCACAAUAGUGUUUGGGUCCUUCUUUAAGUCUGGCAAUCUAUAUAUGCCUGCAGUGCAAACAAAGACUUUGUUGCUUAUCAUACAUGACUCACAAUUGCACCAGUGAACUCUGGCUCGCACAAGGUUAA